This is a messenger RNA of Paramecium primaurelia, 791 nucleotides long. The record is from the annotation of a GenBank genome assembly. Lineage: Eukaryota; Ciliophora; Oligohymenophorea; Peniculida; Parameciidae.
AUGAAAUCUGCAAAUUCAAAUUUGCCCAAUUCUAUUCAACCUGAUUAAAAUGAAAUCAAUGAAUACAUUAAAGAGUAUCUUAGAUAUUCAUCUUUUUCAAACACUCUUGAAUGUUUUGAAGCUGAAAUCAAGAGCAAAUAAGUUUCUAAUAAAGUACUUAUUUCCAUAAUUCUUACUUUUAGAUGCUUAAUAAAUAAUAAUAAUCUAAAUAAAUAGGAGAUGAUGCUCCAAGAUUAUUUCAUUUGUUUAAGAGUGACAAUACAAAAACUAAAAGAGAAAUUAAUUUGGAAAAGGAAUAAAAAGCUUUCAAUAAAAAAUAUUAAUAAAUCCUAUAAGCUGGAAGACAAAUCUUCUCUGUAAGUAUCAAUCUACUUUAAUUAUUACAUUCUCUCAAAGAAACAGCCAAGAAUGAGAACUUAAGUGAAACUUUAGAGAAUUAUAAAAUUUAAUUAGGAAAGUAUCAUAAAGUGAUAAUCAAUGAAGGUAAACCAGAAGGAACUGAAUUAAUUACUGAAUAAGUUAUGCAUGAACAUAAAACAAAACUAUUUAAAAACUUUCAAGAUAAACAUGUAGAUGGAAUGAUUGAAGUGUUAUUAUCUCUAAGAGUAAAUGCAUUAUAAAUAGCACCUGAGUUGAGAAAGAAUUUAGUUUAUGAAUUAAUUAGAAAUGAUGUAUUUAAUAUUGAAGCAACAGAGAAAUUUGAUUUUGUUGUUCAUUUAUUAGAUAUUAAUAAUUAGAGNAAUAAAACGAAUAUUAUAACAAGAAGAAUAUAUGAAAUAAUUCUAAAAUGA